CUUUUACGAAAAAAAAAAAAUGGAUUUGAAUUCACUUUUUGGCGUUAAAGAUAAAAUUGUAUUGAUUACAGGAGGAUCAAGAGGGAUUGGACUUAUGAUAGCAACAGGAUUCGUUGCUAAUGGAGCAAAAGUUUAUAUUUCUUCAAGAAAUAAAGAUGUUUGUGAUAAGGUUGCUAAAAACUUAUCUGAUAAAGGUCCAGGGAAAGCUUUUAGUAUACCAGCCGAUAUACAAAAUUUAAGUGAAGUCAAAAGAUUAGCUGGUGAGAUUGAAAAACGUGAAGGAAAGUUGCAUGUUUUAAUCAAUAAUGCUGGUGCAAAUUGGGGUGCUCCGUUUGAUUCUUAUCCGGAUGAAGCGUUUGAGAAAGUUAUAAACUUGAAUGUUAAAAGGAUUUUCAGUUUAACACAAGCAUGUUUACCAUUACUUGAGAAAGCAGCAUCAUCAAAGGAUCCAGCUAGAGUAAUUAAUAUUGGAUCAAUUGAUGGUAUAUAUACACCAUUCUUGGAGACUUACGCAUAUCCAACUUCAAAAGCAGCAUUACAUCAUUUAACUAGAGUAAUGGCAGGACAUUUAUCAAAUCGUCAAAUUACAUUUAAUAAUAUUGCACCUGGACCCUAUGAAUCAAAGAUGAUGGCUAAAACAUUAAACGAUUAUGGUGAAAUUAUUAGGUCAAAUGUACCUUUGGGUAGAAUUGGUGCACCUGAAGAUAUUGCUGGCACUGCUAUUUAUUUAUCUAGUAAAGCUGGUGCUUUUACUAAUGGUGCUACUAUUUCUGUUGAUGGUGGUUCUUUAGUUAAACCUUCUAGUAGUAAAUUAUAAAUCUAGUAGUAAAUUAUAAAUUAUAACAAAAAAAAAAAAAAAA
Rhizophagus irregularis DAOM 181602=DAOM 197198 is the source of this 860-nucleotide messenger RNA. RefSeq lists its product as uncharacterized. Gene Ontology annotation, molecular function: oxidoreductase activity. The record is from RefSeq and is a predicted model, not a curated record. NCBI's taxonomy places the organism in Eukaryota, Fungi, Glomeromycota, Glomeromycetes, Glomerales, Glomeraceae.